This is a messenger RNA of Leptopilina heterotoma, 995 nucleotides long. Its product is annotated as 7,8-dihydro-8-oxoguanine triphosphatase-like. The coding region runs from base 428 to 784 and encodes 118 amino acids. Gene Ontology annotation, molecular function: 8-oxo-7,8-dihydroguanosine triphosphate pyrophosphatase activity. Gene Ontology annotation, biological process: DNA protection. Lineage: Eukaryota; Metazoa; Arthropoda; Insecta; Hymenoptera; Figitidae. The transcript is spliced from 3 exons. The record is from RefSeq and is a predicted model, not a curated record.
CUAUAAAAAUUGAAAUAAAAAUCGAUUUUUUAAAAACAAAUUAAAAUAAUAAAAAUUUUGUUUAAUUUGGUGAAAAAAUUCUCGGUUUGACAUAAAAUUCCUGUCAUAUUUCCGGUUUUUCCCGGUUAGUAGACCAGUUAACAGUCAUUUUUCACUGAUUGGCCAAUUAAAAAGUUACUGGAAAUUUUAGUCACGAAUAUUUAAAAUUUCAGUUAUUUUUAAAAUUCGCCAAAAAUUAACAUAAUUUUAACAGAAAAUUAUUUUCCAGGUGUUUUCUCAUUUUUCCCUGACUAUUCCCUGACUUUUCCAUACAAAAUAAAAUUCCCUGACAUUUCCAGGUUUUCCAGGUUUCCAGACAUUGUAGCAACCCUGAUUUGGUAGUGGAAAGUGGGAUGGCUUUGGCGGAAAAUUAGAACGGAAUGAAACAAUGUACCAAUGUGCUCUUCGAGAAUUAAAAGAGGAAUGUGGUUUGACUUCCAAAAAUUUACGACAAAUUGGAAUUGUUGAGGUGGAAUUUGAAAAUGAUCCGGUUCUUUUAGAAGUUCAUGUUUUUGAUACUUUUGUAUUUGAAGGAAACAUUAUUGAUACAGAUGAAAUGCGACCGAAAUGGUUUAAUUUAUCCGAUAUACCUUAUCAAAGCAUGUGGCCAGAUAUGUUUCUGUGGUUCCCUUACAUGUUGAAAGAUAUUCCAUUUAAAGGUUAUUUUCUUUAUCGAGGAGAAAAUUUAAUACUCAAACAUAAAAUCGAAGAAGUGACAGAAUUUCCAUUGUGUAUUGAUUCUUGAUUAUGAGCAUAUGCAGUACAUCUGGAUUAUAAUAAAUUUAUGAUAUUUAUUUACAUUCAAUGUAAACACAGUUAAUUUUCUAUUUUCUACAUGUAUGAUGUAUAAAUCAGCCAGCUGGAAAUUUAGUAAAUUGCGAUUGUAAUUUGACCGAAUAAAAAUUUGAUGAAAAUUGUAUAUGGGUGAUUCUCCCGAAAUACUCCUUUUUGUGAGU